Hirundo rustica (Barn swallow) is the source of this 5279-nucleotide messenger RNA. RefSeq names its product sphingosine-1-phosphate phosphatase 2 (gene SGPP2). Bases 1520 to 2350 code for a protein of 276 amino acids. The transcript is spliced from 8 exons. Gene Ontology annotation, molecular function: sphingosine-1-phosphate phosphatase activity. Lineage: Eukaryota; Metazoa; Chordata; Aves; Passeriformes; Hirundinidae. Gene Ontology annotation, cellular component: endoplasmic reticulum membrane. The record is from RefSeq and is a predicted model, not a curated record. Gene Ontology annotation, biological process: sphingosine metabolic process; phospholipid dephosphorylation.
GGAGCGGCCGCGGCCCGCAGGUGUUUGCAGAAAGGUGCUGAAGUGCUACUCCUACAUCUCCCCCCUGGAGCCUUGUGCUCAUCCAUCCCUCCCUGAGAGUUUCAAAGUCCUUGUCCUCAGGACAGUUGAUUUCUAUAAGCACUAAGUUGGCGGUAGCUGAGGUGGGUUCAGCAGGAGAAGCAAACCUGUGUGAAAAAAGCCCACAAGCACUGCUAGGAGAAGGGACAGCAAGGCAUUUCUGCCCCAAGUGCUAACGCUUUGUCCCUCUAGAGAAUACAGCUGAACUUUUGGAAGCUCCUCAGUUUGGAGCUGCAGCUGGGGAAACGUGAGAUCCAGUUUCAUGUUUCAAUGGGCUGAGCACAAGGCUCACGUUCCCCAGCAUCGCUCCAGUGCUCCGUGUUCAGAUCUCCCUGCUGUGCCGUGGCUGCCCAGGGAGCUCCACCAUCCUGCACGUGUCCAGCUCUUGGUUUGAGGUUUGAUCUGCCCAGGGAGCUCCACCAUCCUGCACGUGUCCAGCUCUUGGUUUGAGGUUUAAUCUGCCCAGGGAGCUCCACCAUCCUGCCGUGUCCAGCUCUUGGUUUGAGGUUUAAUCUGCCCAGGGAGCUCCACCAUCCUGCACGUGUCCAGCUCUUGGUUUGAGGUUUAAUCUGCCCAGGGAGCUCCACCAUCCUGCACGUGUCCAGCUCUUGGUUUGAGGUUUCAUCUGCCCAGGGAGCUCCACCAUCCUGCACGUGUCCAGCUCUUGGUUUGAGGUUUCAUCUGCCCAGGGAGCUCCACCAUCCUGCACGUGUCCAGCUCUUGGUUUGAGGUUUCAUCUGCCCAGGGAGCUCCACCAUCCUGCACGUGUCCAGCUCUUGGUUUGAGGUUUCAUCUGCCCAGGGAGCUCCACCAUCCUGCAUGUGUCCAGCUCUUGGUUUGAGGUUUAAUCUGCCCAGGGAGCUCGACCAUCCUGCACGUGUCCAGCUCUUGGUUUGAGGUUUAAGCAGCCAGUAAGGGAUAGUGCUAAUCUAGAUGAAUGAGAUGGAUUCAUCAGAGGGUUUUGGCCAGCCCUGAGUGCCCGUCCUUUGGAAGAUGAUAGCAGAGUCACAUCCAAGAUUCAGGAUCUUGCUGCAGAAACACCUGAAGCUGACAGAAGUUUGUGAAGCUCUGCUGAUUGCAAUAGAUACCCUGUGUGGUGCCUGCUGCUGAGAGAGUGGGUGCUGGCACGGGGGCACACGAGGGGCCGUGCUGGCAGCCUGGGUCCUUACACCGAUGAUGAUGAUGAUGUGCUCCAUGACUCAGUGCUUCCUGGCUCACAGCCUGAGUCAUCGUUUUGGAGGCCACUGGACCUCAUAAUGAGGAGCUGUCAGGAUCCUAGGAUUAAUUCCAGUGCUUGGAGGGUUGCAGACAGAAGUAUAUUGUGAAGAACUACUUCUACUACUACUUGUUCAAGUUUUCAGCUGCUUUGGGUGAAGAGAUUUUUUAUAUCACUUUCCUUCCAUUUACCUACUGGAAUAUAGAUCACUCUGUGUCUAGAAGAAUGAUAAUUGUUUGGUCUAUAGUGAUGUACAUAGGCCAGGUCUCCAAGGACAUCCUGAAGUGGCCUCGGCCCCUGUCACCACCUGUCGUGAAGCUGGAGAUGAGGACGAAUGCGGAGUAUGGGAUGCCAUCCACCCACGCCAUGGCAGCUACAGCCAUCUCCUUCUCCUUUUUCAUUGCAACCAUGAACCUGUACAAGUAUCCAUUCGAGCUGGGCCUGGCAGCAGCGUUUGUGUUUUCGACGUUGGUGUGUCUGAGCAGGCUCUACACAGGGAUGCACACAGUCCUGGAUGUGAUAGGAGGUGCGCUGAUUUCGGCUGUGCUGCUCGUGCUCUUGUAUCCUGCGUGGGACGCGAUAGAUCACUUACUGCUAACCAACCCCUUCUGUCCACUGUUUUCCAUCGUUGUGCCUCUUGUCUUAUGUUACAACUACCCCAAACUAGACUAUUACAGCCCGACCAGGGGAGACACCACUACGAUCUUAGGAGCAGCAGCUGGAGCCACUGUGGGAUUUUGGUUAAACAACCAAUACGCUGCCUCAGCCUACACCGGUGAAAGCGUUCAGCCUGGAUUUCCUCUGAUCGCCAGUACAACGGCGUUUGUGCUGGCCAGGUUCUUCGUGGGGAUCUUGGUUGUCCUGCUGACGCGCUGGCUCAUGAAGAGCGUGGUGCUUGGCGUGCUGGGCUAUCGGUACAAGUUCCCCAUUGGCGACCUGGAGGCCCGGAGACGCCUGGAAGUUGAGGUGCCCUAUAAGUUUGUAACGUACUCCUCCGUUGGCUUCACGGCCACCGUGAUUGUGCCGCUGCUGCACGAGCUGCUGGGACUGAUGUGAGCACAGCUCCUCCUCACCCAGCCACCGGCAGCACCACCGCUUCGGAGACGUGAUAACACAGGCUGGUGACUUGAACAAAAAAUGUUUUGUGCCUUUCUGCACUGGUGUGGUGGGUUUGGCUCUGGCUGCAUGCCAGGGGCUCACCAAAGCUGCUCUACCACUCCCCUCUCUCCAGGGAGAAAAUAUGACGAGAGGAUCAUGGCUUGAGACAAGGGCAGGGAGAGAUCGCUCAGCAGUUUUACUGUCACAGGCCAAACAGACUCAGCUUGGGGAAAUAAGUUUAAUUUAUUAUCAAACUAAUCAGAGUAGGAUAAUAAGAAAUAAAACUGAACAUUACAACCACCUUCUACCUACCCCUCCCUUCUUUCUAGGCUCAACUUCCCUCCUGAAGUCUCUACCUCCUCCUACUCACCAUCACAGGGGGAUGGGAAUGGAGGUUGCAGUCAGUCCAUCACAUGCUGCUGCUGCUGCUCCCUCCUCGUCAUGGGUAGGACCCCUCACACUCCUCCCCUUCUUCAGCAUGGGGUCUCUCCCACAGAAGCCGGCUCUCAAAAAACUUCCCCAAUGGGAAUUUUUCCAUGGGCUGCUCUUCUUUAUCCAGCAUGGGUGCCCUGAGGGAUCAAAAGUCCUGCCAGGAGCCUGUUUCAGUGUGGUCUUCAAACCCUUCUUAGGGCAUCUCCCUGCUUCAGUGUGGGGUCCUCCACUGAUUGCAGGUGGAUCUCUGCUCCCCAUGAAGCUCCAUGGGCCGCAGGGCCACAGCUGCCUCACCACCAGCUGCACCAUGGGCUGCAGGGGAGUCUCUGCUCUGGCACCCAGAGCACCUCUUCCUCUUCCUCUUCCUCUUCAUUCUGUGAUCUUGGUGUCUGCAGAGUUGUUUCUCUGCAAUAUCUUCACUCCUCUGCCUGUAGUUGUGCAGGGUUUUCCUCCCUUCUUAACUCUGUUAUCCCAGAGGUGCCGCUACUGUCACUAAUGGGCUCAGCCUUGGCCAGCUGUAGAUUCAUCUGGAAGCCAGCUGGCAUUGGUCCUGUUGGACUGGCAUUGAUUCUAUUGGACACAGGCAAUAGGUGCUUCUGGCACCUUCUGAGAGAAGUCCCCCUUAUAGCCGCCCCCUGUCACUGCCAUGCCCUUGCCACACAAACACAAAGCAGCUGGCCUAAAAUAUUUGACUUGGAGGAGGUAUGGGAAUUGCAGUGCAUAGAUAACUUUGGGUUAGAAAUCACUGACCCCACUGUGUCCCCACUGUGUCCCAGAAUUAGACACCCUUUGCCCAGGCAACUAAAUAUGUCAAGCACACAGCCCAAAGCCCUGCCAGAGCAGUAACAAUGGCUGUUUAGCUGUGGGAUUGGGGUUGCUGGGGAGCAGGGCUCAGCCUCUGCCUGCCUGGCUGUGGGGCUGCUCCUGAAGCAGUAGAGCAAGGCAGGGCUCAGGUUUGGGGCAUCAGGGAAAAAGUGGCUGGCAGGGUGAGGAGAGAGGUGAGCAGCCAAGAAUAAAGUGCCAUCAUUGGGCAGAGCUCACAGUGUCUUCUGAUGGCACUGCCAGAUCAGGCUAGAUCUCUGUGGAUGGUUUUACCCGUCAUUACAAUCUAAAAAAAUACAAACCUAGAAUUGUAAAAGAGAAGGAAAAGCUAACACAAAACGUUUAAUGUGAUUUGCAAGAAAUUUACCUUGGAUCUUAAUAAGAAAGCCUCCACUAAAAGAUCCUUUGCUUACAAACUGAGCAGAGUUAUUAUCACAGCACUGAGGCUUGAGCUCAAACUGUUUAACCCCUAUUUAGUUCCCCUGGCUAGGGGAAAGGAAAAAGUCCUUCCUGUCAUGCAGGGGGGACAAGUAGAGCCCAUAAACUGCGUUGUGGAAGAAGCUGAGUGGUGGCUCUGGUGACUACUGCGCAUGACAAUGAUAAGAUGCCAUCAUUUUCUGCUGCUGCACAACAUCACAGUUGGUCUUCCAUGCAUCCUGCAACACUGUGUGUAUUACACUUGUAGAAUAGCAGGGAGGUGUGUCCAAAGGAAAGUCAUCCCUAUAACUCGGGCUGCUUAUUUAAAACUAUAUAUUUGUUGGACCAGUGAGCUGUUGAGAAAUACAGCAGUGAACGUGGUCUGCUUGGCUAGGAAAAUGUACUAUUGCUAUUGCUGCAGAGCUUCAAGCAUGGCCCCUGUGCCUGCCUGGCAGAAUGUACAGUGAGGGCCAGCUUUUUAACCGUGUCCACUUGUCUUCCUGGCUGCAAGAAAAAUGAACCUGAAGAAUGCAGAGGAAGUGCUUUGCCAUCCAUUGGCUGCCUGGAUAAACAUAAUCAGUUCCAAAACUGUAGCUGGGAGCUCUGUCUGAGGAGUGCAAAGCAUGCACGUGGAAGAGCUGCACCACUCUAAACCCAGGUUGCCAGUCUCCAGGAGAAAUACAGGCAGAAAUUUCAACCACUUUUAGAUUUGCUCAGGCUGUGGAUAAGCUCUUUUAUAUCAGGUUGUGUGGACUUUACACGUGCAUGCAAACAGCUCCAGCGAGCCUUUCAGCAGGGCACAUGGCCACUCACGCCUGCCCCUGGGUGAAUGCUCAGCAUGGGCCACCACAACCAUGGGGUUCUAUUUUCAACCUCUCUCCUUCCCACCACAGAAGCGCUGCCAUCAGGUUUAAAGUACCUUUAAAGCCCUUGUGUUAUGAGUGCUGCAUGACACACUGGUGCAGUGCACAAUUGGAGCCCUGUGGAGGGGCCACAUCACAAAAUUGGGAAAAAUACUAGGCAGCAAGAUGAGCAUUUAAGCUGGGGAUUGGAAGUACCCCCCAAGAAAGACACAGUUUGACAGGGACAUUAAUGCAGCUUCAUGUGUAAAAUUUCUGUUCUGAUUCACAGCUAUUUUAUGCUUUGAAGAUUUUUAUAAAUUAUAUAUAAAUGCUGCACAGGUAUUUUUAUAAUAUUCACCUGCAUGUAAUUCAUG